Molecule: messenger RNA, 2580 nt
Organism: Topomyia yanbarensis
Lineage: Eukaryota; Metazoa; Arthropoda; Insecta; Diptera; Culicidae
Exons: 2
Coding region: 1-2580 (859 amino acids)
Biological process (GO): DNA integration
Molecular function (GO): nucleic acid binding
Source: RefSeq, a predicted model, not a curated record
AUGCUACUACGACAGCAGUUAUCAACGAUUUUUGCCUCCGGUGGAUUCUACUUGCGGAAGUGGGCAUCAAACAGCGCAGCAGUGCUCGACGGUGUUCCAGCCGCCGACCUCGAAAUGCAAACAUCGAUUGAAAUCAACGAUACACGCACUAUCAAGGCCCUCGGCAUCCACUGGCAGCCGUGCAGCGACCAGUUCCAGUUUUCAAACAUACCGAACAAGAUCUUUCAGCCCACUAAGCAGACCAUGCUUUCUCAAAUCGCCAGUAUUUUCGACCCGCUUGGACUAUUGGCCCCGAUCGUCGUGAAAGCAAAGAUGGUCAUGCAACAAUUGUGGGAGCUGAAGGUGGCCUGGGAUGAAACUCCCCCCGGUAAGUUAGUUCAACAUUGGUUAGUGUUUGUGCAAAGCCUUUCCGAUCUCAAUUCAUUGCAGGUACCUCGUCGAGUAAUCGGCACGCAGGGAGCAUCGCGAUAUUACCUGCACGGCUACAGUGAUGCAUCCGAGCGAGCCAUGGGAGCGUGCAUCUACAUCCGAGCCAUUGACAACGACGGUAACACAUCAUCGCAUCUUUUGUGUGCGAAAUCUCGGACUGCACCGAUCGGCAACGGACGAACAACGCUGCCCCGUUUGGAGUUAUGUGCAGCUGUCAUCCUCUCCCGACUGAUGGUGAACAUGAAGACCGCACUCGCAUUGUCCUUUCACGAAAUGCGAGCUUAUUCGGAUUCAACGGUGGCACUGGCAUGGAUUGCUGGUGGUGCUUCAAGGUGGAAGACUUUCAUUGCCAAUCGAGUGGCAGAAAUAACCACCCAUCUUCCUGCAAUCAACUGGCAACACGUGGACACGCACCAUAACCCAGCCGACCUGAUUUCAAGAGGAGUUUCGCCAGACAAAAUAAUUAAGAAUUCGCUUUGGUGGCAUGGCCCGACCUGGUGCGGCUCUAAUGAUGGUGGGGACAACCUGCCCAUUGUUGGUCUUAAUGCUGCUCAGCAACGACAGGUAGAUAGGGAGCAACGCAUUGCAACAACCGUGUAUCUAGCUGUUUAUGAGAACAACUUUCUCGACGAGAUGCUGAACAGGUACUACCCGAAUAUGCAGCUUCUUUUGCGCAUCACCGCUCGUACACUGCGCUUUCGCCACCGAGCCAAUAGAGUGGAAUCCCGUUUAACGCCGCUCGAAAUUGAUAACGCAAUGCAAAUCUUCGUCAGGCACGUUCAGAAUCAACACUAUGGUAAGGAGAUCAACCAACUUGAUAAGAAUCGUGACGUCAAUUGCACCAGCUCUCUUUGCCAACUUAAACCGUUCUUGGAUAAAAAUCAUCUGCUCAGGGUGGGCGGCAGACUGCAACUAUCAGAUCUCAGCUACGAUACGAGACAUCCGAUCUUGUUGCCUCACAAUUCAGUUCUCACUGCACUUGUUCUUCACCACGAGCACCAUGCGCAACUUCAUUGUGGUCCACAAUCGCUUUUGGCAGCAGUACGCAGACGUUUUUGGAUCACUCGUGGGACGAGUGCAGCCCGGAAGAUCUGUCGAGCAUGCGUUGAAUGCGUUCGAGCGAAGCCUGUACCAGUUCAUCAGCUCAUGGGACAGCUUCCAGAGGACCGCUUGAAGCCACUACCACCCUUUUCCAUCACCGGCAUUGACUACGCUGGGCCCGUCAACAUCAUCGGUCGUCGAACCCGUGGUGCUGCGGCCACUAAGGGCUACAUCGCCCUGUUCGUAUGCUUUUCAACGCGAGCCGUGCAUUUAGAAGCAGUUACCGACCUCAGCACGACUGCCUUCAUCGCCGCUUUCACUCGCUUUAGCAGUCGGGCGCUACUAACCUUCGGGGAGCGGCAUGGAAGUUUCGAGAACUAUAUCAACAGAUCAACACAACAGAGAGUGACGACGAGAUUGUUUAUUUUUUUCACCAACAAAGGCAUCCAGUGGAUGUUCAUUCCUGCCCGGUCGCCUCACCACGGGGGACUGUGGGAAGCUGGCAUCAAGGUUGCGAAAGGCUUCCUGUGUAAGCUCGGAGGUGACGCUCGUUUCACGUUCGAGGAGCUGAGUACCGUUCUCGCACAAGUAGCAGCCUGCAUGAACUCUCGUCCGAUCACUCCACUCUCCAAUGAUCCCAACGAGCCACAACCUCUCACGCCGGCGCACUUUCUCAUUGGGCGCCAACUAAACAGUGUUCCUGAGAUAAACCAGUUGGAGCGUGAGGUUGGAUCCCUAAAUAGGCAGUAUGUUCAACGAGUCAGCCAAGAAUUCAGAUCUCGGUGGCAGUCCGAGUACGUACUAUCUCUUCAGCGUAUGACGAAAUGGAAGCGAGCGGCACGGAAUCUUUCAGUGGGUGAUUUUGUCCUUUUAGUCACCGACAACGAAAAACCCAAGCAAUGGCCAAUGGGUCGAGUCGUGGAUGUGUUCCCAUGGCCCGACGAACACGUUAGGGUGGUUGAAAUUAAGACGACAAACGGUACUACCCGGCGGGAUGUGAGAAGAGUCCGGCGCAUCCCUUUGGAGGACGACGAGUACGUGCCCGGACGAAAUGGCGUGGAAAUUCCUAGACGUAAUUUGGUGGGCGGCUUAUGUCGUGGCCUGAUUUAA